CGUUACUCAAUGUUUAUCUACAGUUUCAUUCAUAGUUGAAAUUAUUGUACAAAAUUAUAGGAAGUGUAGAUUAACAUCGGUGAUAGUUGUAUUUACUGGAGUGGAUUCCAGUUUAGCUGGGAGCGGAGAGGCUGCGGCCGCUGUACCGCUAUCUGCGCAAAUAAAUAAAAGAUGCACUGGCGAGAGGUACAUAGCGGGCCCUGCGACCGGCAUCUCAGUGCGACUCCAGACACCUGUCGAGAUGGUCAACUACAAGCGAGUGGUGUGCGAGCUGGCGUUGUUGGCGGCGGCGGUCGCGAUAGCGGCGUCCGCGCCGGUGCCUGAGUGCGCACAGAACCACUACGACCAAAGGCAAAACGGCUCCGAAAACUACCGCCUCAACAUCGACGGAGUUGUCAUCGCCGUCGCCCCCGCGGACUCCCUGCUCGCUGCGGCUUCCGAAAUCGAUAUUAGCGACCUCCUCGGCGAUCUUGAAGACUUCAAUGACAUCCAGAAACCUACUAAACCGUCUAUCAACACAAACAGCCCGGUUAAACCAGAAGACCCGAAACCAGAGGAGAAACCGCAAGAUCUGAAGCCGGAGGAGGCCAAGCCGUCGUUCGACCAGCCCGCUGCAGCGCCCUUGGCGGACGUCUCUUUGGACUCGGAAAAUAAACCGCUGAAAAAAGACGCGUCGACCAGGAAACACGAGAAAGCUCAGAAACUGAAAAACAGGCUGGCUCAUUUGUUGAUGCCUUUAUUGAGAAGAAACCGCCAUCAUUAAAUAAAAAGUGACCAUAUUGUGAAAAGACUAGAAUUUAAUUUUCCAUGUAACUAACUACGUAUUAAAGUAUACGGACAUGUUCCCAUAGGAAUGGCAAGCGAUCAUAACAUAAUAAAUAAAUUAAGAUCUAUACUUAUUUAUUAGUAAAUAAUUUGUGAACACGAGUGAUACGAUGCAUUUAUUAUUGUGUAAGUUUAGGUAUAAGCUGUGGGUUUAAGUAAACGUAAUUUUAAGUAUUGUGUAAUAUGAUUGUUUCGUUGAAAAUAAAUG
This is a messenger RNA of Amyelois transitella, 1033 nucleotides long. RefSeq lists its product as uncharacterized. Bases 242 to 763 code for a protein of 173 amino acids. NCBI's taxonomy places the organism in Eukaryota, Metazoa, Arthropoda, Insecta, Lepidoptera, Pyralidae. The transcript is spliced from 2 exons. The record is from RefSeq and is a predicted model, not a curated record.